Molecule: messenger RNA, 1448 nt
Organism: Thunnus maccoyii (southern bluefin tuna)
Lineage: Eukaryota; Metazoa; Chordata; Actinopteri; Scombriformes; Scombridae
Gene: nat14
Product: N-acetyltransferase 14 (GCN5-related, putative)
Exons: 4
Coding region: 247-1077 (276 amino acids)
Molecular function (GO): N-acetyltransferase activity
Source: RefSeq, a predicted model, not a curated record
GGCGGACAAAACUGAGUACGUUUGUAUACAGAAUACCUUCUUUGCGAAGAGACGGCUGUGGACAUUUAAUCAAACGUGCCAAACCUGCACGGAUUUCACAACAAACUGAGAGAUACAUAGUUUUUAUUUUUCUUCUUUCAGCUUAAUGUGAGCUGCGUGGUGCAGGAGGGUUUCUGUGCACAGUGUGGAUGGUGGAUGUGGUUGAACAGUGGUACGGCACGCCUGUUGAGAGCAUAAAGCCUAAACAUGGUGAGGCUGGAGUUGGAUCAAGUGGUGAUGAGGAGGAUGAAGGAGGACGACAUUGAGAUAGUCAAAGCCCUCAUCAAGGAGGGCUGUGAAGGCACAGAGAACCGUCUCAUUCUCCACAUCCUCACUCGUCCGCUCUGCCUUUUCAUUCUGGCAGUUUUCUCUUCAAUCCUGCGCUGCCUUGUGCAUUCCUUUAUCAUGGCCCUCGCUAUUCCUGUCUUCCUGCUAAUUGUCUUUCUCAAACUCACCAUGCCACGGUCCACAGGGGUUCUGGGCAGCAGUCGCCCCUACUGGGACUAUGUAGGUAGCAGCUUUAGGGGGACGCAGGAUGAAACUCUGCAGAAUCCCUUCUGCAGGAUCAGUGGCAAGACACCAGUGACAAAAAAGUCAAGGCGCAGUAUUGGACCCAAAGAAAAGGACAAGGAUACGUCAACAGAGAAGAUCACUCCCGAGAGGGAAGAGGAAGCGGGGCAGGUGUGGGUGGCAGACUGUGACGGGGACAUCCUGGGCUGCGUUUUCCGCGAGAGCAAGCAACGAGCAGGUAUAAGGAGGAUCUGCAGGCUGGUGACGGGCUCCUGGUACCGCAGGGAGGGUCUGGGCCGGCUUCUUGUCCAGAGUCUGGAGCAGAGGGAGAGGGAAACUGGUGCACACAGAGUGUACGCGCAUGUCCCCUACCCUUCUAAGGUGGGGGAGGCCUUCUUCAGGAAACUGGGUUAUCAGCAGCUGGGGGAAGGCACUGAUGAAGACGAAGAUGGAGAGAGGAAGCUGGAGACUCCAGAGAGAGGCUUUUUGGGAUACUCGCUCACUAAGGUGUUUUACAAAGACUUGUGAUUGUGUGAGGAUGGACUUCUGGAGAGAAAAAAGUGAGCCCAGGAGUGAUAAAAGGUUAAAAAAAGAGCUCACAUAAGCACAAACUGUGUUUGUGUCUUUGCUGAAGAGAAUGGUGUCAUUGUUGCAACAUUUUAGGAUAUUUAAGUUAAUGGUUUAUUGAAACAGGUGUUAUUUAUGCCAGUAUUUACUGUACUGUAUGUGUUGCUGUUUUGAUUGUUAGUUUGUUUUAAGUAUAUUUUUACCUUUUUAGCAUUAAACACAUGGUUAUUUAUUAUUUAAUGUUUCAAAAGUGACCUCAUGAUGCCUCAGGCUUGCUGUUCUCUCAUCACUUGUAAUGAAGUAAAAUAUUUAUGAAAAAUGUGUGUUUCUAA